CCGUCAUCGCAGCUCCCCGAAAACCGCCAUCCCAUCAGCCUCUAACUCCUCGUCUCAAGAGUCAAGACUCUUGGCCAGUACCCAGACAGAAGACCACGGCCUCCGCAAUCGUGGCGUCGUCUAACCUUCUCGAGACCGUCCACUCGACUACACAGUCCCUGUUUGGCGAACCUGCAGCGAACGUUUUAACGGCAGUGCUUGGGAAUGCCACGAAGAGCCUCGAAUCCUUCCUCGUCGCACUCAACCUGACCGCCCCGCCCGACCCUCCCCUCACCUGGCCAGAAAGAAUCUCCGCAUCCAUAGCCACCUUCUUCGACUUCCUCUCCACCCGCUCGGCGCUUGAGAACACCUCCAUCCUCCUCGCCAUCUGCACCUUCCUCUUCCUCCUCACCCGCAACGCCAUAACCAUGGCCUGGACUUCGCGCUUUGGAAAUCUCGGCCGCUUCUCCCCCUUCACGCGCUCCCCUCAAAACUCCGUCAGCGGAUCGUCGAAGAGCGAGAGUCCCGCCGAUUACGGGCCACCACGAGACGAGGAUGUGCUGAUACUACGGAACAAGAGGCAGGAUUAUGUGGUUCAAUGUCCGGCGUACAGUAUUGCCAAGGGGGAGUUGAAGAUACGGGAUGUCAGGGAGGCCGCGGCGAAGAAGUUGAUGGCGGGAGAUCCGAGUCGAAUCAAGCUGCUGUACAAGGGAAAGAAUUUGAAGGACGACAAUCGAACUGCCUUACAAGAAGGGUUGAAGGAUGGGUGUGAACUGCUCGUCUCCGUGGUAGAGGCUGCCCCUGCUUCCCGCGAUGACACUGGCAGUGAAGACGAUGAUGACGACGAUGAGGGAGAAGUAGUCAAUGGCGAGGUGGUGAAGAAGCGAAGGAAUCGCGGCAAAAAGUCGAAACGAAAGAACAGACGCGAACAGCAAACCUCCGGACAAUCAUCCCCACGACCUCCGCCAACUCCAGCGACUCCUUUAGACAAACUCAAUGCUCUGCACCAAACCCUCGCAUCGUUCCAGACAGAAGUGGAUGCUUUCAUCGCGAAUCCGCCGGCGGAGGCUGCGAAGAGGGAUUACGAGCAUAAGCGAUUGUCAGAGACGAUCUUCACGCAAGUGCAGCUGAAGCUGGACGCUGUGGAGACGGAGGGGGAUGAGGAUGCGAGGACUAGGCGGAAGGAGUUGGUCAAGGAGACUCAGAGGGUGCUUGGGAUGUUGGACGCGGCGGUGUCGAAGCCAUGAGGCCGCUGGUUAUGAUUGGCGUACGUUUGCUGCGGCGGGAUGCAUACGAGCGAUUCAGGAGUUUGUUGGGGUAACAUCAGAUGCAGGCAUGAUCUAUAGCGGCUGAACUACGUUGAGUCUUCCCCGACACACCCCCACCCUACGUGCGUGUUCCGAAUGUACUGUCUAUUCAUUGAGGCUUGCAUGGCAUAGGCAGCCACGCAGCCCAAGUCGGAUGGAGAUCGGGACGAUUCGGAGCAAAGAGCUGGGCCUCCUUUGGCCUGGCCCGCGCCACCUUAGCCCGCCCCGCGCCCUCGGCUCGUCUCCGCAAAGCUGGGGAGCUUGGGCGUGGUUGGCGUCGGGGGACGAUCGAUCGCCGCAUAACUUAUUACAUCUGAC
Messenger RNA from Neohortaea acidophila, 1604 nucleotides. RefSeq lists its product as uncharacterized. Gene Ontology annotation, biological process: protein stabilization. The record is from RefSeq and is a predicted model, not a curated record. Bases 408 to 1226 code for a protein of 272 amino acids. The transcript is spliced from 2 exons. Lineage: Eukaryota; Fungi; Ascomycota; Dothideomycetes; Mycosphaerellales; Teratosphaeriaceae. Gene Ontology annotation, cellular component: cytosol; nucleus; cytoplasm. Gene Ontology annotation, molecular function: protein-folding chaperone binding; adenyl-nucleotide exchange factor activity.